Messenger RNA from Candidula unifasciata, 4332 nucleotides. The record is from the annotation of a GenBank genome assembly. Lineage: Eukaryota; Metazoa; Mollusca; Gastropoda; Stylommatophora; Geomitridae.
AUGGGGGAAUUGCUGCAACUACUGAGGACGUUCGUCCACCUGGUCGAGUCGGACACGAAUAUAGAGCUGGGAGAGAAGAGUGAAUUCCUGAGAGGAACCUUCAGCAUCCUGGAGCUAAAUGAGAACAGCAAACAACAGCUGGACGAGCUCAAGGCCAAGUUCCUGCGGAUCCGGAAGGAGAUGAACGGACUGGACAAUGCUGAGUUCGAGCAGGCGCUGAUGCCCAUGCUGGCCAAAGGCGUCAGCACCAACCACAUCCAGACCACCUUCAUGAAGAUGGACCCUUGCGACGAGGGCCAGGUCACCUGGAACGAUUUCAUCAACUUCGCCAUUGAGGAACACAGCAAACGUCUGCAGAUGAGAGGCACCAUGGAUGAAAUGCCCUUUGCUCCGGAUGUGAUCACCAUCAAACACCAACACAAGGACCCCAUCACCAAGAUCACAUUCAUGCCUACUGUUGAUGUCAACACCAAACACAUCGACUGGGGCAUCGGUAAAUAUCUGGUCCUCAGUCGGGAGGGCAUGAUGUCCGUGUGGUCAUCUCGGAUGAGAAACAAGGGUUACGCCAACCUGACAUCACGUGACCGGAAGGACGGGUCCUGGUACACAGAUAUGGUGGCUAUGUACCACAACAAUUUCAUCUCUGUGGCCACCACGGCUCGGGACAUCUCCUUCUAUGACUACACCCAGCAAGGCUGGACCAAGAAGUACUGGUUGCGACGUCUGCCUCACUGUGUCACCUGCAUGAGCUACUGGGCAGGUCUGGAGAUUGAACAGGUAGCUGUGCUACUGUGGGGCGACACCUCAGGCUCGGUGUCCAUUCUGGAGUUUGACCUUUCGCAGAUGUCGCCCAUGUUCGGUGUACGGAUCAGAGAAGUCUGCAACGAGUUGUGGUAUUCUGACCUAGUCAAGGGCGAGUACUCGUUCGUCACUCUUAGGAUGUACAAAGGCAUACACAAAAACUGGAUUAAGGAGGUCAAGUACAUCCCACAAGCCAACAGCUUCGUCUCCUGCUGCAUGGACGACAGCACCGCCUUGUACAUGAGUCACGUGGACACCAGCAAGAAAGCGCCCACCUACUUCGCUUGCUACAAGGGUGUUCUUUGCUUCGACUACAGUCAUGAACUGAACAUCCUUGUAGCGGCAGGUAUCGAUUGCAACAUUUGGAUGUACAACCCGUACAUCCCUCACAAGGUGGUCGCCGUCUUGGAAGGUCACGUCCGACCCGUGGCACAUGUGAAGAUCAACGAAGAGGACAAUUACUGCAUCAGCGUAGACCUCAGCAAGACCAUCAUCAUCUCCAACCUGUCGUCUCAGGAGGUCAUCAUGCGUAUUCCAGGACAGACAGUCAGAAUGGGGAACUCGCAAAUCAACACAGUAUAUUUGAACAGUGUUCGCAGGAUGUGUCUCAUGGGGUCGUACGAAAUGUGCAUGCUAAUACGGCAACGUGUGGAGGGGCUAAACGUCGAGGUGAGGUCACAUGACCACAAGCUGGUAGGAGCCCUGUAUAGCACGCCGCUCGAGCAAGUGGUGAGUGUGUGCAGAGGGUCAAUGGUUCGAGUCUGGGAUAUCAUCACCGGCACCAGAGUCAUGCAGUUUGGGAUGGCACACUGUAAGAAAGUCCAGGGUCGCAUGAUUCCUAUAGAGAUCGAGUGCAUCGCCCUGACAGAGAACAAGAAACGCCUGUUCACUGCGGCUGAAGGCACCAUCAAGAUCUGGAACUUCAGCGUCGGAGUCGUUUUGAGGGUGCUGGACAUGAGCCACUGUCAGAAGAUCACCAGUAUUGUCAUGGCCAAGAGCCUUAUCUAUGUUACCGGCUGGAACAAGUACAUCAAUGUCUUCAGCGACUUCAAAGGAGAGGAGGCCCUAAAGAAGUCAUGGCAGAAGAGACACAACGAAGACUGCCUUAGCUUGUGUAUCCUCGAACCCAACCUGAUAGCGUCGUCCUCCUACGAUGGCAGUAUUGUGGUUUGGUCACGGGAGACCACUGAGUCCUAUUGUUUACUCAGUGCCUCCUUCAACCACAAACCAGAGCUGAAUACAGCCGUUAGAGGCGGCGGCAACAAGAAGAACAUUAUGUCAGUUGUCGCCGACCUGGAUCAAGAAAGCGACGACGAGGAGGAGCAGGGGGAGGAUUCAUUCAUGACGAUCGGCAAACACUUGAGGAAAGAGGGAGGUUGGUACCGACUUUUGAGAGCACUGAAGAAACGCCAGAUCGAAAGGGAAAAGAGACGAGCCGCUGCCGAAAGAAAGGACUUCAGCGCCAAGUACAAGAAGAAGAAACGGCGCAUGAACAUGCAAGGGUUGAGUUUGGUGUAUGAGUCAGCGGUAGAGUGCAUGGUGUUCCUGGAGUCCCGUAGACCCAUCGACCCUCAGACGGCCACGCUGGUCGCUGGGGGCGCGGAAUGCUGGCUGAGGUUCUGGUCGUUGCACCCCAAGGGAGGACUGCUCGGACAGUUCACUAGCACCAGGAGGAAGCUGGAGAAUAUCCGCUGCAUGGUCACCGACAAGAACAACGAGUACCUGAUCACCGGCGACACCAUGGGCCUACUCCGGAUUUGGGAUAUCAAAGAGUUCUGUAACGGAGAGAAACUGUCCCCGGAGGAUCGUGAAGCUCGGGAGAAGCGGCUGAAGAAAGAUUUUGUCUACAUUAGAAGCCCAUUCAAGCCCGAAGAAAUCCUAGACACCAUGGAGAGACUUCGGGAGAAACGAAUAUCAGUCCCUGACGCCAGCAAGCCAAGGAAAAACCUCAAGUCUCCUCGACUGUUGAGCAGCGUCAAGUGCCAUACCACUACCAUUGUGUCCGUGGAACUGAUCGAGGACAGGAACCUGAUACUGACCUCGAGCCUGGACCUGACUGUCCGCUUGUGGACCAAGAACUGCACCUACAUCGGCACCUUUGGGGAGACGUGGAAACCACUGCCCAAAACUGUGGCAUCGGUCGUGGAGAAGAAGCCGCGGAUCCCCAAGGACAUUCUCAGAUGUGGCUCGGCAAGAACCUUGUAUACUCUGCACCAUGGUCACUGUCCUCACUGGAAGUCCGCCUGUUACAUGAUCCGUCGACAUAUUUACGAACACCGGAAGGAGAAACAGCUGGAGGAGUCGCGAGGGAAAGUCAAGGCGGAGCGACAGGCCAGAGGCGAGCAGGAAAGCGAGGAGGAGAUAGUGGCAGGCGAGAAGUCUUACAGUAAAGUUUUAGGCAAGUUCUACACGCCGAGAAAACGCUACAUGGGCCCCAUCUCGUUGGACGAGCAAAACCUGCCGGCUCUACGCAUCUUCAGAGGGCGGGCGGCGCCCUACCACUCGACCCCGCCCAAGGACAUCUUCCCGAUGAUUCCCGUACACACGAUGACCACGUUCCUGGACAUCGACUCACGGCGACAGGGUCCAGGCAAGCACCGGCGGGUCACCAAACAGAUGAUGCACCAUUUUAACGCCAUUACCGGAGAGAGCGUCAAGUCGGUGUCCAACGUCCUGUCGUCGGCCUCGGGCAGCGACAGCACUGAAACAACAGGGCCCCUUAAUAGCUCCUUCAACAUGAGCUUCGGUGAACCGACUGGGCCCCAUCGAGUCCAGUUAAUGCCAUCUACAGUAGACCUCUGUGUGUCUGAAUCCCCAGCCGAGUUACUUAAUGUCAUCUACAGUAGACCUCUGAGUAUCUGUGUCCCCAGCCGAGUCCAGUUAAUGUCAUCUACAAUAGACCUCUGUGUGUCUGUGUCCCCAGCCGCGACCAAUCUAAAUGUCAUCUACAGUAGAUUGUGUGUCUGUGUCCCCAGACUGGACAAGCUGCGCGGUGGUGGCAUCCUGGAGGCGAUCAAGGGAAUAGAAAGUACAUACAACAACAGAAGCAGGAACAGAAUGACAACCAUUGGAGAAGACAACUCUAGGACCUUGACCUCAAGUUUAAGCUCCUGUACUGCUUCCGAGGCAAACUCUGUGGAGACCAGGUCGCACUUGCAGUCUGAAUCGAUGAAGUGUGUAGCAGAUGCGCAGUGCCAAGCUUUUACUAGGUGUCGCCAAAGUGGUGGAGCACCCAGUGAAAACACUAGCAUGUUUUUCGACACUAAGGAUGUUGGGACCAGAGGACAGAUGAACAGAUACCCCGACACCCGGUCGUUCAAACCUUUAACGGGUGCAGCCGGUCUGGGAGGGGGGUCAUUGUCUUACAAUCGGGUCGAAGAUGACGACAGCGAUGACGACGACUGCGGCCCUAGUGCCGUGGGUCGGAAAGUCGUCAGACAAGACGAGGGCAAGUUACAGCAGCUGCCCAACGUUCAGAGACCGAAGUGCUACAGCAAACAGUACGGUCCUCGAUUCUCACAUUUACUGUGA